Durusdinium trenchii is the source of this 597-nucleotide messenger RNA. Lineage: Eukaryota; Dinophyceae; Suessiales; Symbiodiniaceae. The record is from the annotation of a GenBank genome assembly.
AUGUGGAAGAAGGUUCAAGUUCACAAGGUGGCUUCAAGAAGUGCAGUCAGUUCCUCUUCAGGCACUUCAAGGCACGAAGCUUCGGCCACGUCGGCCACCGACACCGCUGCCACCGGCGCCACCGGACCGGGCGCGUCGUGGACCGCGUCGACCACGGCGCGGUCGGGCGCGGGGUCCGCGGGCCACGGCGGCGGCUGGGCGGCGAGGCGGUGGGCUGCGGUGAAAGGUGAAGCUGAGAACGUGGCGGAUCAACCAAAUCUGGAGGCUGUGAUGGUUCAACGAAGCUUGCGAAAGCACAUGAUCAGGAGUCUUCGGUUCGAGGCCGAAGACCGUGAAGAGCGAAGGAGAAGCUUCGAAAGGUCUGGAAGACUGAGCGCACUCGAGCGGGAAUUCGUCACAGGUAUGACCUUGACGGAGGUCAACGCUGAAGAACUUGCCAACAAGCGGCCGAGCUCUCGCCCAGCGCGAUUCGACAGGCCAGCACCUCCAUCAAGGCCCCACACGGUGGGCGAGUUUGCGCCGUUGCCAGUGCCAAAAGCCUUCUUCGACGAUGACGAGCUGACAGAGGGUGCAUUAUGGAGUGUGCUUGAUCGAUAA